Messenger RNA from Priapulus caudatus, 3625 nucleotides. Its product is annotated as dynamin-like 120 kDa protein, mitochondrial. Gene Ontology annotation, biological process: mitochondrial fusion. The transcript has 24 exons. Gene Ontology annotation, cellular component: microtubule; cytoplasm; mitochondrial membrane. The record is from RefSeq and is a predicted model, not a curated record. Lineage: Eukaryota; Metazoa; Priapulida; Priapulimorpha; Priapulimorphida; Priapulidae. The coding region runs from base 209 to 2917 and encodes 902 amino acids. Gene Ontology annotation, molecular function: microtubule binding; GTPase activity.
UUACACUUCGAAAUAUUUCUCCACCGAUUGUUGUCGUUUCUCUAGAUAUUUCGUGUGACAGCUUUUUUUCCAAUUGCUAAAAUGUCAGCAAUACUGCUAGGAAGAUUUGGAACUGGUGCGCUGAACUGCUGCCGUAUUCGUGCAGCUUUGGCACCAAGCUGCCGCUGCCCGUGUCCUCGCUGCCCGCGAGCGACCGAGUUACUCGCCGAUGCAGCGGACGAUGGAACCAGGCGUGCCGGCCGCCGCCCGUGCGCGCCAUUCCCGGCCUUCUCGUUGCCUCCAGUCUCCUUUCCGCCUCGCACGGCGCCGCGCUACUCCGCCGACGCCGGUCCAUGCUCUGCCGGCUGCGCUGUUCCCCCGCACGUCCGUCAGCUUCCUCGCGUGCGGAGGAGGCGGCGCGCUCAUCGUUAGCAGGAGGACGAUGGGAUCGGCGAGUCGCGGCGGCGGAAUGAUGCUUCGCUUCCUGCGGCUGCGGUACCUGGUCCUCGGGUCGGCCGUCGGAGGUGGGGUGGCGUUGCACGAGACAUACGAGAGUUGGAAAGAUAAAUUACCUGAUCUGAAAUGGAUGAAGGAGUACUUUCCAAACGAAGAACAUUUAGACAGAUUUACUGCAAUUGCCCAGAGAUUUCGACAGAAGCUCACAGAAACCAGGCUACCGGAAGCGGAGAGCUGGCUCGAGGCGGGCAGAGAAAAGCUGUCGGGCUGGAGCGACACUUCCAUGCAGCUCCUUAGGCAAUUAGGAAAUUUCUUGGACGACACGACGCAAGGAGACACCUCGAGAGUGUUCACAGAAGGUCUGCUUUUGGCUGCUGUUGGAAAUUCGGCUCGUGGGACUGAAGAUUCCAAGGCCGGAGUGGACUUAGCGAGAGCGUCAAUGAGUUUUAACCCUUUCCAGUCGAAGGGAGAGGAGCCAGAUGAGGAGUACAGAGAGCAGACGGAUCGGGAGCGGCUGGACAAGAUGCAGGAGGAGAUGAUGCAAGUGCAGCUCAAGUACCAGCGCGAGAUCGAGAAGCUGGAGAAGGAGAAUCGCGAACUCAAGAAGCAGAUCCUAAUCAGGCAGGAGCAGCGAUCGAAGACGCGUAGGAAGUACAAGCGCGUCGUUGUCGUCGGCGACCAGAGCUCCGGCAAGACGAGCGUGCUCGAGAUGAUCGCACGCGCUCGCAUCUUCCCCAGGGGAUCCGGUGAGAUGAUGACUCGUGCGCCGGUGAAGGUGACCUUGAGCGAAGGACCGUACCACAUCGCGUCGUUCAAGGACAGCAGCCGCGAGUUUGACCUCAGCGCGGAGUCGGACGUGAUUAAUGUUAAUUUCAACUCUGGUUGCCGGCGGCAACGGUUGCAGACGCAGACGACAGAGAUGUCGCCAGACACGAGGGAGUCGAUAAGGAGGCUGUGCAAGCAGUACAUGGAGAACCCCAACGCUAUCGUCCUGUGCAUCCAAGGCAACGUCAACGACAGUAUAUCCACGAUUCGCGAUUACGAAGAACACUUCUUUAGAAACUCGAAGCUGUUCAAGGGGCUGAACUUCCGCGCGGCGCAGCUAACUACGGCCAAUAUGAGCAUGGCCGUGUCCGAGUGCUUCUGGAAGAUGGUGAAGGAGUCCGUCGAACAGCAGGCGGACGCGUUCAAAGCAACUCGAUUCAACCUGGAGACGGAAUGGAAGAAUAACUUCCCCCGAGUGCGGGAGCUCGACAGGGACGAGCUGUUUGAGAAGGCGCGCGGGGAGGUUCUGGACGAGAUCAUCAACCUGAGCCUCGUGACGCCGCGCGAGUGGGAGGAGGCGUUCUACGCGCAGCUGUGGAAGCAGGUGUCCACCUACGUGUUUGAGAACAUCUACGUGCCGGCGUCGCAGGCCGACAGUCACGGGCCGACAGUCACGGGUGAGUCCACGGGUGAAGCCAGCGCGCGCGUUAUGGAGGGAGGAGGGAGGAGGGAGGAGGCGUUCUACGCGCAGCUGUGGAAGCAGGUGUCCACCUACGUGUUUGAGAACAUCUACGUGCCGGCGUCGCAGGCCGACAACAACCUGCUGCCCAGAAAAUGUGUCGAGGUCGGCUGGGACACGCUGAUGCUGCAGUUCAAGGAGAUGGUUGACAACGACAAGAAGAACAAGGACCACGACAACAUCUUUGACAGUCUCAAGAUGGCGGUCAUCGACGAAGCAGCCAAUAAGCAUCACUGGGACCAGAAGGCUCCCGAUUCGCUGCGAGUCAUACAGCUGAACGCUCUGGAGGACAGGGCCGUGCCAGACAAGCAGCAGUGGGACCUGGCCAUCAAGUUUAUGGAGACCUUCCUACAGGAACGCCUCGACCAAAGCGAUGAGCAGAUGAGAGAGCUGCUAGGACCCAGCAUGCGCGAACAGUGGAUGUACUGGAAGACGCAGACGGACGCACAGCGGCAGCGCCGAGCCACCGUCGCCGAACUCAGCAAGAUUCUCCAGGGAAACCAGAAGCCUAAAACCCAACUAACCGUGGACGAGUUAACGGCCACGAGGAAAAACCUACAAACGAGGUCCGUAGAGGUUGACAAUGAAUUUAUCCGAGAAACGUGGUUCCACGUCUACCGACACUUCUUCCUGAAGAUGUCGCUGCAGCGAUCGCAGGACUGCAAGAAGGGAUUCUACCACUACCAGCAGGGCUACAAACGGAAUCGCAUGGAGUGUCAUGACGUCGUGCUGUUCUGGAGAAUCCAGCGGAUGCUGCAGAUAACGAGCAAUGCGCUGCGGCAGCAGGUGAUGAACACCGAGGGCAGACGCCUAGAGAAGGAGAUUAAACAGGUGCUGGAAGACUACAGUCAGACGCGCGAGAGGAAGGAGCGACUGCUGACCGGGCGACGCGUCCAGCUAGCCGAGGAACUGAAACGAGUCCGUCAGAUCCAGGAGAAGCUGGAGGAGUUUGUUGAGGCGCUGAACAAGGAGAAGUGAAGCCACGGCAAUGACAGACGCUCGCAGACGCUCGCUGACGAAGCCAUCCUAGUGGACGACGCGCGCGGUCGUGCAUCUUAAUCAUAAGCACUGCGCGUCUUGCUCUUCUCUCAGACCGUGCUAUGGCGGGAGGGAAGGUCUGCAUCUGUAAGGUGGGGAGAGUCUGUGGGUCUGCUGGACGACACCGCCACCAGGAGGAGGGGGGGGCGGCCACACGACUACAAAGCGUAACGAAGCGUAAUUAAUCUCCUCGGCCAUUUUCGACCAAAGAUGGAUCCCUCGUAGGCUGUCGGGACUUCGCGCGCGGGCCAUACAUCGCGUUUUCCUGUCGCGUCGCGCGAUCUGUUGGCGGCACUAGUUCACCGGCGUCACCGCGGCAACCGACAAGAGAAUCGCAGCUUCGCUCUGCGUCGGACGCGAAUGUGACGCCCUCUCGUAGGAAAUACGUUUCGUUUUCGUUGCGAAAAAGGCACUGCGCUUGACGCUUGCACGAUGGUCGAAGCGUUUGGGGGCGAUUUCGUAGAAUAAUGGUCUAAUUUAUUUGCUAUGUUGCGCACGAGCUUGAGGGAAAAAUCCCGGUGAGCAUCUAAUGUUGUUUGUUCCAGGAGAGGAGAGCGAGAGCUAUAUAUGUAUAGCAGAUUUUCCUCGAUAUGAACAUGCCCUGUAUAUUUACUGCUUAAUGUGAAAUAAAAAUAACUCAACAUGCUA